Molecule: messenger RNA, 2232 nt
Organism: Symbiodinium pilosum
Lineage: Eukaryota; Dinophyceae; Suessiales; Symbiodiniaceae
Source: the annotation of a GenBank genome assembly
AUGCGCCAUACAUACUUUCUGGCACUCACGACCACAAUGGCGCAAUUGUCGAUAUAUUGCCUCUGGUUAUGGCAGAAGGUCCGCCAAGGAGAGAUCACCAAGUCCAUGUGGGAGUUUGUCAGAUCACAUCCCUGGUUGCUCGGCGCCUUUGGCCUCUGUGAAGGAGCUUUUUUCCCCUUGGUUUUCUACUCAGCGGCGCGGUUGCCGGGAAGCCUGGUCCAAGUGCUGAACCAGACCCUCAUACCUUUUACUGUUCUUUUCAGUUUUGUUUGUCUCAAGCGGCGAUACGACAGUACCCAGAUGCUGGGUGUUGUGGUCGUUCUUUGCGGCGUGACGUUGUUUACGUCCUUGCCACAAAGCUCUGGAUCACCCUCAGUAUUUCUAGUUCUUUGCAUCGCCGCUUAUGGGCUUCAAGCAGCAGCAAUGGUUGUGAAGGAGACAGUUUUUCUCAGGUUCUCGCAAUUAAGCAAGGGGCAAGGAAAGUCCAGCACGAGGCACCCGUUCGAUGCAGCGCUCUUCCUGACCAUUGGCACUUGCUGCCGCUGCGCUGUGCAGCUUUUGGCCUGGCCAGUGUAUCUGCAGUUGGUGUCCCCAGCUCUUGGAGUCAGGAGCAGCGCAACAGCCGGCAUCAUGGCAAUGAUGCAGAGUUCUGUUCUGCCUCUGACGAUAUUUUACAUUGCUGCAAAUGUUGCCAUCAGCAUCACGGCAUUGCUGCUGGUACAGAUGACCUCCGCUUCGACAGUUGUUUUGGCCAACGUUGUAGCGCUGCCGCUGUCUGCAUUGCUCUUCUGCCUUCCGCUUCCAUCGUUGGAGCGCGAGGAAAAGAUGCUGGACAACUUGUUGACACCGGAGUCAGGCUUUUAUGCUGCCCUGGCACCGAAGACGAACCUGCAGCUGGUUCAUUUUGCCCCGCCCCACAUCAUCCAAGUACUGUCCGAUUGCCCGCCGAUUGAGAAGAUUGAGGAAUCAGACACUCGUCACGCCGUUGCUCUGCUAGGACGUAAGCCCCGGCGCUCACACCUGUUCCAGUCCCAGCUUGGAGUGGAGAUGCUCAGUCGAGACUUGCGGAAACAGGUUUGCCGACGACCUCUGUGCAGAGGCUAUGCAGAACUUCUACGCGAGACGGUCAGAGGAUGCCCGGAGGAUGCCGGCCAUAAAGGUAUCGUUGCCAGAGUGGCGCGCGCCGUCGACACCACCAUGGCUUCUUGCUUGGAGGCUGCACCGUUAGAGAAGAAUCAUGUCCUGGUGAGCGGCAUUGACACAGGCAGCCCCGCAGAAAUGCGUGCUGUGGAAGCGGCGGUUGGUAGGAUCCUAGCCAAUGAGUUGCAGCUUCCGCUGUUUGCCUUCGAGGAGCGGGGACAAAGCCUUGCUGACAUCUUCGAUCCCUUCCUCGGAGGCCCCAAUGUGUUUGCUGUGACAGACUCGCACUUACGGGCCUGGAGCUCGGCCAUCAAUCAGCUCAAGGCAUCUCAAGGCAUCUCGGAGCUCACUGCUGGAUCUUUCCUUAUCCAAGUGGCUGCACAACUCACUCCGUUAUCGAGUGGCGAGCCGUUUGACGAGUCAGUGGGCCGCUUCGAUGAAGCAGACCAGGAGAUCCCUGUGAAGCAGAAGUCUUUCUUCGCAGAACAGCACAAUCUCCAAAUGCUUGCAAUCCAGCCUCAAUGGAACGAACAAGGUGUUGAUCCGGCGCGUAUGCGGAUUCGCAUCAUAUUCGAGGACAUUGUAUCGAAGGAUGAUCCAGCGGCAAUUAUUCGAAUAUUCCCCGUGGCUUUGCGGGAUAUUUGCAUGAGCCUGAAGCCAGAUGACCAGCUCCAGUGGCAAUUCUUUCCGGCUGACACCGGCCUGGGAGCUCUUGAGCCUGCUGGAGGUGAAACAGAAGUUGAUCCGCUGGAUGGUGUGCCUGUUGGCUUUGUUUGUCACACCAUAGCAGCCGGAGACGAUGUGCAGGUCCUGGCCAGUGGCGAGGUGCUUGAGAUCGAGGUCCUGCAGCCUCUUCUCCGCAACACACAAUAUGUGGUUCUGCUGCCACCGCGGAUUGUGAAAGCCGCUAUGGGAAGCACUGCCUUUCCAGGCGCUCUCUGGGAGGGUUGGCCGAACGAAGAGGGUCAAGGCAACAAGGAGUACACAUUCACCACGGGCAUUCCCAAGGCAUCCUUUGCUAGGCUUUCCAUUGCCGUCAGCUGCAGCUCCGAGGAGGAAUGUCAGCGUCAGCGUGGGCCAUGGGAAGCGUAG